AUGGAAUUUAAAAUGUUUAAAAAGAUAAAACUUCAAAAUUUAAUUUUGGAUAGGUUUAAGAUAAUAAAUGGAAUCGUGUGUAGGAUGUGUGUGAAUGAUGGCAAAACAUUUAAGGCGAAUAAUUAUAAAUUUUUUUUGCUGUAA
This is a messenger RNA of Vairimorpha ceranae, 144 nucleotides long. RefSeq lists its product as hypothetical. Lineage: Eukaryota; Fungi; Microsporidia; Nosematidae. The record is from RefSeq and is a predicted model, not a curated record. Bases 1 to 144 code for a protein of 47 amino acids. The transcript has a single exon.